AGCAAUCCAAAAGAAAUAUCGAGUCUAAAUUCUACUAAACUGGCAGAAGAAGACGAAGAUGAUUUGGAGGCUUUAAUAGCAGAUAUACACGAUCAAGAGGAUUCGCUUCGUGGACGAAAAUCAGAAUACAAUAAUUAUGCUUAUAAAGAUUUCGAAGAUCAAGCUACACCUAAGAAUCAAUCGAGUUCUAAGAAAGAAAACGUUGCUGCGAAUACAGUCACAACCGAUGAACUGCAGAUAUGGUCAACUCAAACCGACGACGAUGGUUGGCAAGUGUAUGAUCCCGAGAAGUUUGAAAUAGCAGCCUCACAGGCUGUACUUUUGGAUUCACCAGUAUCAAAAUCGUCCGUCCCAAAUACAAAUACCAUUGUGCCAACAAUUAAUAUAACGCUUAGCGAAGAUGAAGACUACAACAUGCCUUCGACGAGUGCCGCAAGUAUGAGAAGGCGUAAUGCGUCUAUAGCGAUCGCAUCCAGUCCAUCUCCAGUAAAAGAAUUCAAUAGUAUGCAAAGACAAAAUGCGCCUAUAACGAUUGCAUCCAGCCCAUCUCCCGUGAAAGUUGCGCAGAAAGUAGCUGGAAAUUUCCAUGCUGAUACACAUAACGAUGGCAUAACUGGUGAAUUCGAUGGUUAUAAUUACCCACACUCGCAAGCUGUCAAAGAUGCUUUGAAGAGCAAUUUUGGACUGAAAAGUUUUCGACCCAAUCAAUUGCAGGUGAUCAACGCGGCCUUGUUGGGACAUGACUGUUUUGUGCUGAUGCCUACCGGUGGGGGAAAGUCUCUUUGUUACCAGCUACCGGCAUUGUUAACUGAAGGCGUGACACUUGUCAUCAGUCCUUUAAAGUCUCUGAUUCUGGAUCAGGUUAAUAAAUUGGAAUCGCUUGAUAUAUAUGCCAAAAGUUUGUCCGGUACUCAAACUCUGCAGGAAGUGCGUGCCAUCUUUUGUGAUUUAAAAACCAUGCCGCCACGUAUCAAAAUUCUUUAUGUGACGCCGGAGAAAAUCUCCAGUUCUCCUCAAUUCCAGGACGCACUUGAUGAUUUGUACGCCACUAAUCACAUUAGUCGUUUUGUCAUUGAUGAGGCGCAUUGUGUGUCGCAGUGGGGGCAUGAUUUUCGCCCAGAUUACAAGCGACUUGGCAUAUUACGUAAACGUUUCCCCAAAGUGCCCACUAUGGCGCUCACUGCCACAGCUACUCCACGCGUGCGCAUUGAUAUACUCCGCCAAUUGCACUUAACACACACCAAGUGGUUCUUAUCUAGUUUUAAUCGUAGUAAUCUAAAGUAUUCGGUAUUGCCUAAGCGUGGCAUCAGCACUUUGGAUGAUAUAAAAUCUUUUAUACACUCACGUCCGUCCAACUGGAGUGGUAUAAUUUACUGUUUAUCACGUAAGGAAUGCGAGGAUGUAGCUAAUAAAUUGCACGCUGUUGGCAUAAAAUCACUAGCUUAUCAUGCCGGGUUGACCGAUGCGAUCCGCGAGACUCGUCAAAAGGACUGGCUCACUGGUAAAGUGCGAGUGAUAUGUGCGACAAUAGCAUUUGGUAUGGGCAUUGAUAAACCUGAUGUACGUUUUGUGCUACACUAUUCUCUGCCAAAAGCUAUUGAAGGCUAUUACCAGGAGGCAGGGAGAGCGGGACGCGAUGGUGAUGUGGCCCACUGUAUACUUUACUACAAUUAUUCAGAUAUGAUGAGGAUGAAAAAAUUGUUGGACUUGGAUAAUACUGUGGGUUUGGAAGUGAAGAAGAUACAUUUAGAUAAUUUGAAUCGCAUUGUGGGAUACUGUGAAAACGUCACAGAUUGUCGGCGUGCGCAACAACUGGACUACUUUGGCGAGCAUUUCACCAGCGAACAAUGUCUGGAACGACGAGAAACAGCCUGUGAUAAUUGCCUUAAAAAGCAGAGUUAUCAGGAAAUAAAUGUUUUGGAGCAGUGUCGAAAGGUGGCACGUGCUAUUAAAGACAUAUGUGGCGGCCGGUCGCGCUUUACCCUGUUAUAUAUUGCUGAUGUGCUCAAAGGUUCUCUGAUCAAACGCAUCGUGGAAUUUCAUCACGAUAAAACUGCACAUCACGGCAUUUUCAAAGAUUGGGACAAAUCGGAUAUACAGCGCUUAUUGCGUAAAAUGGUUCUAGAGGGCUUUUUGCGCGAAGACUUAAUAUUUUCGAAUGAUAUUCCACAGGCAUAUAUUUAUUUAGGACCCAAAGUCCAGGCGUUAAUGCAGGAUAGCAUACCAUUAAUUUUCGCCGUUUCACGUAAAGAAAGUAUGAAACGUACAUUGCCCGGCUUUAGCAGUGGCACUGCUAUUGCCGCAAAUCAGAGUGCAGCUGCUUCAGCUGGUGCCUCACGAAUACGUUCAAUUUACGAACGUUGCUAUGCGGACCUCUUGGAUUUGUGCCGAACAAUAGCUGCAGCACGCAGCGUCACUAUGGCUAGUAUAAUGAAUAUGCAAGCAUUAAAAGCAAUGUCUGAAACACUGCCUGAGUCGGAGAGUGAUAUGUUGAGCAUACCGCAUGUGACUAAAGCGAAUUUUGACAAAUAUGGCAGUAAAAUGUUAGAAAUUACUCGUAAUUAUGCUGCUGAAAAGCUUUGUUUGCUGAUGGAUCUAGAAGACGCGCACCAGCAACAGCAGAAACCCAGUACUACUACAGCGGGAAGUGCACGUGUACAAACAACUAAUUCGUACGAUUCUGAAGAGGAUGACGGAGUCAGUUGGGCAUCGGUGGCAGCCUCCCAGGGUACUUCGCAAAGCAGUGGUGGUCGUAAACGUAAACGUGCAUGGAACAGUGGUGGGGCUAAGCGUGCUAAAAAGGCUACAAGUUGGGCAGUGAGCAACAAGAGCCCCAAAAAACGUGCGUCGUCAAAAGCUAGAGGUGGCAGCACUGCUUCACCAAGAGCUGGACGGCGAAAAACUGUUGCCAGCACUAGCGGCAAAGGCAGAGGAGGAGCCAACAAAGGUGGUAACAACGCGUGGUUGUGCAAGAAGUCAAGUUCUAGUGGUGGUUUCGAGUUAAUGCCUAUGCCGAAGUCGAAAUAGCCAACUGUAAGCUCAAGUAGUCUGCGUACAAAACUCUUAGCUGAUAGGAUGUGUGCUAACAUUGUUUGUAUUUUUUUAAGUUUCAAUAAAAAGUAUUUUUUAUAUAA
Rhagoletis zephyria (snowberry fruit fly) is the source of this 3134-nucleotide messenger RNA. RefSeq names its product Bloom syndrome protein homolog. Gene Ontology annotation, cellular component: nucleus; cytoplasm; chromosome. Gene Ontology annotation, biological process: double-strand break repair via homologous recombination; DNA replication. NCBI's taxonomy places the organism in Eukaryota, Metazoa, Arthropoda, Insecta, Diptera, Tephritidae. Gene Ontology annotation, molecular function: ATP binding; nucleic acid binding; four-way junction helicase activity. The record is from RefSeq and is a predicted model, not a curated record.